This is a messenger RNA of Dermatophagoides farinae (American house dust mite), 1411 nucleotides long. Its product is annotated as tRNA (guanine(10)-N(2))-methyltransferase TRMT11. Gene Ontology annotation, biological process: methylation. Lineage: Eukaryota; Metazoa; Arthropoda; Arachnida; Sarcoptiformes; Pyroglyphidae. The record is from RefSeq and is a predicted model, not a curated record. Gene Ontology annotation, cellular component: cytoplasm. Gene Ontology annotation, molecular function: tRNA (guanine(10)-N2)-methyltransferase activity; nucleic acid binding.
UAACGUUCAAAUAUCGAAUAAGAAUGACAUUUGAUUAAAAUCUUUUUUUUUGAAAAAAAAAUUCAAAAUGGUUGUUCCAAAAAGAUAUGUCAUCCGUUUUGCUAAUGAAUUGAAUAAUUUCCGUUCGAUGGAAUUCAAUGCAUUGGCUUCUUUGUAUAAAUUGAAUUUUAAAUUCAUUGAACCAAUAUCGGAAAAGCCAUUCAUGAUCAUUGAAACUAGUGAUGAGGAUACACUUCGUAAGGUAUUCAAUCGAAUCAUUUUAGCUACUAGUCUAUUCGAAUGUUGGAUUUCAUCAAACGAUUUGAAUCAAUUUAUUAACGAAAUAAAUAAUUGCUUACAAAUUAAAAAUGAUGAAUAUUAUCAAAAUUGCUCAUUUCGAAUACAAGUUGAAGCAUUUGGUAGGAAAAUUUCACAAUCACAAAAAAUUGAACGUAUCGAACGGCUAUCUGGUUUGUCAUUGAAAGGACCAAUUCGAAUGACCAAUCCCGAUGUAACAUUCUAUUAUAUGGAAUAUUAUGGACUCAAUCCUAAUAUACAACCUGAACUGCCAUAUCAAAUUUUAUUUGGAAAAUGGAUCGCUAACAGUAAUCGAAAAUUGUUAUCAACAUUUUCAUUGAAAAAUAGAAAAUUCAUCGCCAACACAUCGAUGGAUGCGACAUUAGCAUUUCUGAUGGCUAAUAUUGCCCGUGUCAAUGUGGAUGAUAUUGUUUAUGACCCAUUUGUUGGUUCCGGUAGUUUACUUGUAUCUGCUGCAUAUUAUGGUGCCUAUGUUUGCGGUACAGAUAUUGAUUAUCCAUUAUUACAUGGAAUGAUAAAACCAACAAGAGUUGGUGCCAAAAAACGUGAGGACGAUGAAUCUGUACAAGGAAAUCUAAAACAAUAUGGACUUGAAUCUAGAUAUCUUAAUGUUAUUGCCGGUGAUUCAUCAUUACAAUUAUUUCGAAAUAAUAUCGAAUUCGAUGCAAUCAUAACUGAUCCACCAUAUGGUAUACGAGAAUCACGUGAACGUAUUGGUUCAAAAAAAUCUGAUCCAACCAUACCAAUUGAAUAUCUUGAUCGACAUCUACCAGCUAAAUUACAAUAUAAACUUGAUGAUAUAUAUCAUGAUUUAUUGAAUUUUUCUGCACAACAUUUAAAACCUAAUGGUAUUGUUACAUUUUGGGCACCAUAUUUUAAACGUUUCUAUAAUAAUGAAACAACGAAACAAUUUCAAACAUUGUCACAGAUAGAUUCAUUACCUAAAUAUGAUCAUCAUAAUGAUCCGUCCUUACGUUUUCAACAUCAACGUUUACGUUUAUUAUCAUUUGGUGAACAAAAAUUGACGAAAAAUUGUUCAAGAAUAUUGGUUACAAUGCAAAAAAUUUUAUAAUUUCUUUUUAAAUGUAAUAAAUUUUUCAAUUUUUUUGUGAUA